AUGAACUCCCGUCUUUUCAACAAGCCGAUCGUCAAAGGUUGCGGUCUGACUGUAGGUCCUUCUUGUGCGUUUGUAUCUUCAGGUGUUUGGCUGCUUACGCAUCCUCUGCCGGCAGAAUCUUUAGAACAAGAGAAGACGAGAAUUUUGUUGUCAUUGCUUUUUGGCACAAUUUCUGUAUCCAAAACGACCAAACAUGACAGCUGCACAGCUCGGUACUCUUUCAAGUUGAAGUGGAAUCUGUGGAAAGUCAUCGAGUCGGAUAUCUUUGGGAUCACGGCUGAAGCGGGAGAAUUAUCACCAUGUGCUAGUGACUAA
Protopolystoma xenopodis is the source of this 315-nucleotide messenger RNA. The record is from the annotation of a GenBank genome assembly. Lineage: Eukaryota; Metazoa; Platyhelminthes; Monogenea; Polystomatidea; Polystomatidae.